Molecule: messenger RNA, 1168 nt
Organism: Nasonia vitripennis (jewel wasp)
Lineage: Eukaryota; Metazoa; Arthropoda; Insecta; Hymenoptera; Pteromalidae
Exons: 2
Coding region: 262-1122 (286 amino acids)
Molecular function (GO): RNA binding
Source: RefSeq, a predicted model, not a curated record
AGAGUUUAUUUAUAGACGUGUGUAGGAUAGAUGGCACGAGCGAUGCGCAGGAUCGAAAAUUCUAUGCUUGCGGUAUGUCCUUUUGCGCUGGCCGCGCGACAUUCGGUGUUUACGGUACCGUGUGCUCGCGUCUAAUCAGAAGCUUAUAGUGCGUGAUAAUCACCGAGCUGUAUAUUUGCUGAAUAUUGAUUGAAUUUCGUAUAGGAUUAAAAUCGGUUAUUUAUUGCGCAAUUGAUACAGUGAAUCAGUGAAGUCAACAUAAUGAUCAUCGCCGAGGUGACGGAGGAUCAGUGCGACCUCCAGACACAGUCGAACUACGAUUAUUUUUGCAAGAAAGACGCCCGCGGAGCUUAUGUCUUCGCGUUCGCCAACAAAGAUGCUCUCGAGCUCUCGGAAAUCUACGAUUACUUCUCCAAGUUUGAAGAUUUUAUAAGCGUGCGAAGUGCCGGCGACGAGAAAGGCUUACGCUUUAUCAGGUUCAAGACCUUCGAAGCCGCCAAGAAAGCCAUGGACAAGACCAGAAAGCAGCCUAGUAUUAAUUUGAUACCUUACGAGAAAACGAAGGAAAACACGGACUGGUAUCCCAAGAAGGAGCAGACAAGAAAGAGGUCCGAAAACGAGAAAAAUCUCGAAAACGCCAAGGGUGCUUCGAUCAAUAAGAUUAACGAGAUAAGGCUUUUGCUGAUAAAGAAGCUGACCUGUAAAAAGAGAGUCAGAUUUGCGAAUCCCGAAGUCGGGCACGAGCAGAAGUCCGACGAAACCAUCGGCAACAAUAAAAAGACUCCUCCUCGUUGCGCAAGCACAGACAAAGAAGUCAUCCCGCUCCUGGCAAGCAGCGCAUUCGAAGUCAUAGUGGCCAACUUACACCACUCCGUCGGCGCUGCCUACGUCCUCCACUUGCUCGAAAAAUACGAGCCGCUAGCCGUCAGCUACGUGAAAACUGUCCCCUAUAAAAGCAUCCGCUACUGCAGCGUGUACUUCAAGACAGCCGCCCAGGCGAUGAAGGCCGAGAGAAGACUCGAUCGGCUCGAUAUCAAUGGAAACAGGCUCAUCGUUCUACGCCCGACCACAGAUCUGAAGCGCUCGCGUACAAGCGAUAAUCACCGUGUCGAUUAUAAGUAAUUGAAAUAAACGUGUAACUCUUUCACAGUAAAUGCUCUUCUUCUAA